GCAGAGCUCCGAGUCAAGGCGAGUUCUACGAGGCCCCUCCUCCUCCUCCAUCGCCUUUGUAACCCUGCGUGGACGAUCGCCUCGUUUGUUUCAUAGUUGCUCCACUUCUCUCGCCUUGUUUUUGUGUGUGUGGGUGUGUGAGUGUGAGAGAUUUUGUUCUUCUGCUCCUCCGUGCAGGUGCCCUCAUUGUGUUGUAGAAUAUUGUAUUGCAGUUCGGUGUUCGUGAUUUGGGAUUCAAUGGCCACUGUGUCGAUGCUGGCUGUGGCAGCGGCGGCUGCGAUUGCACCGCAUGCCGCAUCGCCCACUGUGGAAAAAGUGGGUACUCGUGCAAUGGUAUCAGAGUUUCGGGGAGUGAGGGAGCUGAGCAUGGCUGCCGCCAUUGCGCCGGGCAUUGGGAUGCUUAGGUGUUGCCAGGUGAAGCAGAGCAAGGCAUUGAAGGCUGUGAGUGGCGUGCGUGCCAUGGCCUCUUCCAACGGGGGUGCAUUGCCGCCCAGCGGUCUUCCCAUUGAUCUGCGAGGGAAGAGAGCGUUCAUUGCUGGUGUGGCUGAUGAUCAAGGUUUUGGCUGGGCUAUUGCCAAAGCCCUGUCAGCAGCUGGAGCUGAAAUCCUUGUCGGAACCUGGGUGCCUGCUCUCAACAUCUUUGAGAGCAGUUUGAGGAGAGGCAAGUUCGACGAGUCCCGAAGACUCCCCAACGGAGGGCUAUUGGAGAUAGCGAAAGUCUAUCCUCUGGAUGCUGUUUUCGACACUCCUGAUGAUGUCCCUGAGGAUAUAAAGAAUAAUAAGAGAUACGCUGGAUCAGAAGCAUGGACUGUGAAGGAAUGUGCCGAAGCUGUGAAGGCUGACUUCGGCACCAUUGACAUCCUGGUGCAUUCACUUGCCAAUGGACCUGAGGUAACCAAGCCACUUCUGGAGACCUCUCGCAACGGUUAUUUGGCAGCAGUCUCAGCUUCUACAUACUCAUAUAUCUCACUCUUGAAGUAUUUUGCCCCUAUCAUGAACCCAGGUGGUUCUUCGCUUUCACUCACAUACGUCGCAUCCGAGCAGAUCAUCCCUGGAUAUGGUGGAGGGAUGAGCUCUGCCAAAGCUGCACUUGAGAGUGACACACGUGUUCUUGCAUUCGAGGUGGGUAGAAAAUAUGGCAUUCGGGUCAACACUAUUUCAGCAGGACCCUUAAGAAGCAGAGCAGCUAAGGCUAUCGGUUUUAUUGAUGACAUGAUCAAUUAUUCUUGUGCUAAUGCACCCUUGCAAAAGGAGCUGGACGCAGAUGACGUGGGAAAUGCAGCAGCAUUCUUGGCCUCACCAUUGGCUAGUUCUGUAACAGGUACAUUGUUAUAUGUUGACAAUGGCCUGCAUGCGAUGGGUUUAGCUGUUGACAGUCCUACUGUUUGCAAAGAAGCGGCUCCAGCUUCUGAGUUGUCUAAUGUUGCAGCUUGAUUUCCAACCAUCGUUCUCAAAUUUAGAGCUUUGAACUAAAUAUUUUCUUACGCUACUCGUAGACACUCCCCGUAGUUUUACCAGUUUGUGUGAGAUUUAAAGCUGUUUGCAUAUUGUAUUCUUGCCACUUCAGUUUCUUAUAAAAAGUUCCAGAAUCUAAUUUAUUGCUUGAU
Molecule: messenger RNA, 1607 nt
Organism: Physcomitrium patens
Lineage: Eukaryota; Viridiplantae; Streptophyta; Bryopsida; Funariales; Funariaceae
Product: enoyl-[acyl-carrier-protein] reductase [NADH] 1, chloroplastic
Biological process (GO): fatty acid biosynthetic process
Molecular function (GO): enoyl-[acyl-carrier-protein] reductase (NADH) activity
Source: RefSeq, a predicted model, not a curated record